AUGCUCCAUCUAGUUCUUUACGUGAUUUGCAUACUAGCGGGGUCAAUAUAUGCCGCACCACCAAAAGAAGGCACUGACGUUGCAAAGCAGUUCAUGGUAACCAACUUGCCUGGACUUUCGAAAAUCGACGACAACUUCAAGCCACUCAUGUACGCGGGGCAACUAGAACUUUUUCCGGAAAACAACACCAACUACUUCUUUUGGAAAUUUGUAGAUGGUAAGAAAAAUGUCAAUUCAACAUCAUACAAACGCACAACCUUUUGGCUCAACGGUGGACCUGGGUGUUCAUCCAUGGACGGCGCAUUGCUAGAAUCUGGACCGUUUAGGAUAGACAAGUCGCAAAACGUGGUCAUGAACAAUGGGUCAUGGCAUAAAGCGAGUGACAUCGUAUAUGUGGAUCAGCCAGCAGGAACUGGUUUCAGUUACACUGACCAGGGAAAAUAUGUACAUGAGCUAUACGAUAUGGCAUUUUAUUUUAUCAAGUUUAUGGAAAAGUACUACGAAGUAUACCCUGAGGAGUUGGAUAACGAUAUAUACCUUGCUGGUGAGUCGUAUGCCGGUCAAUAUAUCCCGUACAUCGCCAAAGCAAUACUCGAGAGAAACACAAACUUGCAAGAAAAUCAGAAACAGUACAAACUAAAGGGAUUGCUCAUUGGAAAUGGCUGGGUGUCUCCUAACGAACAAAGCUUGGCGUAUAUGCCGUUCUUUUUGGAUAGAAAUUUGAUUACCAAGGACAAUCCAAUGUUUAUGAAAUUACUCGGACAACAAGAGCGUUGUCAAAGGAUUGUCGACGGAAUUGAUGCCCAUUUUGAUGACGAAGAGGUUAAUCCAGUCGAGGUAGACUCAUCUGAGUGUGAGAAUAUAUUGUCGCAGUUGUUGCUAGCAACGCAGGACAAUCUGGCUCAGCAUGAUCAACAAUGUAUCAACAUGUAUGACUAUAAAUUGAGGGACUCAUUUCCUUCAUGUGGAAUGAACUGGCCCUUUGAGUUAAAGUACGUCAAACCUUUCCUAAACAACGACGACAACAAACAUGAUUUGAAUCUAAAAAAAUUGAAAACUUGGAACGAGUGCAGUGGGAGAGUAAGCAGAAACUUUUAUGCUCGUGACUCCUUUCCUGCAGUUCAUUUACUUCCAGAUUUGCUUAAGAAAGUCCCUAUAGUCUUGUUCAAUGGGGAAAAUGAUAUAAUUUGCAACACCGAAGGAGUUUUGCUGUAUAUUUCCAAAUUGAAAUGGAACGGAAUCAAGGGUUUUGAAAAUGCUGAAGCAAAAUCAGACUGGCUACACGAUCAGAAGAAUGUUGGUUACAUGUUGCAGGAGAGAAACUUGACAUUUAUUAAUAUCUACAACUCGAGUCAUAUGGUUCCUUAUGACGUACCAGAUGUUUCUAGAGCUUUGAUUGACAUAAUUACGGGAAAUUUCGAUGAAAAAACAAUUGAUGACAAACCAACUGUGGUCACGUAUCCUUUGGGGGUGAAGCGACAAGGUAGUGUACAACAAGAUAAACCCGAAAAAACGCCGUCAUCAACAAGCUCCAUCGCUAGUUCCACUUCAACAGAGUCUAUACCAAAGAGUUCAUCCACAGCUACUUCUGCCGACGAGCCAACUAGUCAUAAAGUAACAAGACUCAUUCAAUUGGCCGUGGUGAUUAUAGUGCUUUGGGGGGUCUAUCUCUUGUAUGCAUCAUACAGGUCUCGACCUGUGUCAAUUAUUAAAAAACCUGCAGCAAGUGGUAGGAGGAAAAAUGUGCAAUGGGCAGAUCAAAUUCCUGAUGAAGAAGGUCCCGAGCACCAGGAAGGUUUUCUUGCAAAGACAUUUGGUAAGUUGACAAGCAAAAAUAAUGAUGGGUACUCGAGGGCCAAUACAGAGGACUAUAUUGAUGACAUAGAGCUCGGGGAGAAUGUUGGCGAUGCACAAUUGGAUGAUUUUAUCAUUGCUAGCGAUGAUGAAGGCGAGAAUGACCGAGCUGAAAGUGCAACUGAUGACGAGAGGCUGAAGAUCAAACCAGCGCAAGGAUCUGUAUAG
Molecule: messenger RNA, 2022 nt
Organism: Lodderomyces theae
Lineage: Eukaryota; Fungi; Ascomycota; Pichiomycetes; Serinales; Debaryomycetaceae
Product: serine-type carboxypeptidase
Exons: 1
Coding region: 1-2022 (673 amino acids)
Biological process (GO): proteolysis; apoptotic process
Cellular component (GO): trans-Golgi network
Molecular function (GO): serine-type carboxypeptidase activity
Source: RefSeq, a predicted model, not a curated record